This is a messenger RNA of Vicugna pacos (alpaca), 1465 nucleotides long. Lineage: Eukaryota; Metazoa; Chordata; Mammalia; Artiodactyla; Camelidae. The record is from RefSeq and is a predicted model, not a curated record.
AGUCCAAACUCUGUAUCAGGGCUCACGGGCGCGGCCCAAUCCAGCCUUUCUCCAGGACCAGGCCACUCACCUCUUCCUCCCAGUGUCCCUCUAUCGCGGGACCCGCAGUGCCUCGAACUUGCUGUCACCUCUGGGGUUGGCCUGUGCUGUCCCUUCUGCCCCGCUCCCUGUCACGGCCGCAUCGCCGCCAAGCUCGCAUUCCUGCCUCCGGAGCCUACCUACUCGCUAGUGCCUGAGCCUGAUCCCGGGCCCGGUGGGGCCGGGGCCGCCCCCUCGGGGACCCUACGGGCCUCAGCUGGCACCGCUGGGCGCUGGAAGCUCCACCUGCUGGAGCGCGCUGACUUCCAGUACAGCCAGCGCGAGCUGGACACCGUCGAGGUCUUCCUGACCAAGAGCAGCCGGGGCAACCGCAUCUCCUGCAUGUACGUGCGCUGCGUGCCUGGUGCCAGAUCUGAGUCCAAAGGGCAAACUUCUACCUUCCGUCUGCACUGGGCUGGGCGGGGCCCGUGGUGCUGGAGGAAGAAGACUCUGGGAGGCCAUCAGCUUGGAUCCAGCCUGGUCUCUUGCUCUUGGCAUGACCAACUCGCAGGGCUGCCACAGGACACAAGGCAGAAGUACACGGUGCUCUUCUCGCACGGCAACGCGGUGGACCUGGGCCAGAUGAGCAGCUUCUACAUCGGCCUGGGCACGCGCAUCAACUGCAACAUCUUCUCCUACGACUACUCGGGCUACGGCGUGAGCUCGGGUAAGCCCUCCGAGAAGAACCUCUACGCCGACAUCGACGCCGCCUGGCAGGCCCUGCGCACCCGGUACGGCAUCAGCCCGGACAGCAUCGUCCUGUACGGGCAGAGCAUUGGCACGGUGCCCACCGUGGACCUGGCUUCGCGCUAUGAGUGCGCCGCUGUGGUGCUGCACUCACCCCUCACCUCGGGCAUGCGCGUCGCCUUCCCAGACACCAAGAAGACCUACUGCUUCGACGCCUUCCCCAACAUCGAGAAGGUGUCCAAGAUCACGUCGCCGGUGCUCAUCAUCCACGGCACGGAGGACGAGGUGAUUGACUUUUCGCACGGGCUGGCGCUGUACGAGCGCUGCCCCAAGGCCGUGGAGCCUCUGUGGGUGGAGGGCGCCGGGCACAACGACAUCGAGCUCUACAGCCAGUACCUGGAGCGCCUGCGCCGCUUCAUCUCCCAGGAGCUGCCCGGCCAGCGUGCCUAACCUAGCGGCCGCCCAGCCGCGCCGGGACCUCAGCAAUAAGGCGGCGCCCGGACCCUGCCCCGGUCCCGGGGGCUGCAUGUGAACCCCUGGGUGCCCCACGCCCUCGAGGCAGCCGGCAGGUAGGGGUCGGGACCUACCCCAGCCCAGGGGACGUGGACAAUGUACAGGUGACGGAGCUAUGCUCUUAUUUCCUUUUGGAAGCAAAACGAGGAAGAACGUGAAAACAGAAAUUAAAGAUUUAAAAUUUUAA